Molecule: messenger RNA, 848 nt
Organism: Prunus dulcis (almond)
Lineage: Eukaryota; Viridiplantae; Streptophyta; Magnoliopsida; Rosales; Rosaceae
Product: CYP enzymes assisting alcohol dehydrogenase-like
Biological process (GO): formaldehyde catabolic process
Cellular component (GO): cytosol
Molecular function (GO): S-(hydroxymethyl)glutathione dehydrogenase [NAD(P)+] activity; zinc ion binding
Source: RefSeq, a predicted model, not a curated record
UAUAUAUAUAUUAUUUCCAGAAAUUGAAAAAAUUAAUGUCAGAGACACAGAGCAGCUGCAGCUCACACUCACAGGUCAUAACAUGCAAAGCGGUGGUAUGCUGGGGAAUAGGAGAAGCAGGGAAGGUGGAAGAGAUACAAGUAGAGCCUCCAAAAGCGUCUGAAGUUCGGGUGAAGAUGCUCAACGCCAGUCUUUGUCACACUGACAUCUUGAUUUCCAAAGGCCACCCAAUUUGUGGUAGAGAUCAUCGGGGAGAAGGAGGAGAUAUAAAAGAAGGAGACAUGGUAAUUCCAACGUUUGUUUCAGAGUGCCAGGAAUGCGAGAAUUGUGUGUCGGGAAAGACAAACAUGUGCCUCAAAUAUCCUUUAUCGUUCACCGGUCUCAUGCCGGACGGCACUUCAAGAAUGUCUGCCAAGGGACAGAAGCUGUACCAUGUAUUUUCUUGCUCAACAUGGUCAGAGUACAUGGUUGUGAAUGUUAAUUACCUUGUCAAGCUUCCUCCCACUAUGAUUACUAGUGGUAGUUUUCCUCUCCCCCACGCAAGCUUUCUCUCCUGUGGAUUUUCUACUGGAUUUGGGGCUCCUUGGAAGGAAGCUAAGCUUGAAAAAGGAUCAACUGUCGCUGUUAUUGGUCUUGGUGCUGUUGGAUUAGGGGCAGUUGAGGGCGCUAGAGUGCAAGGUGCCGCUAGGAUCAUUGGCAUCGACAAAAAUGACGGGAAAAGAGAAAAAGGAAAAGCUUUUGGAAUGACUGAUUUUAUAAACCCUGAUCAUCAUCAUCAUCAUCAUAAAUCAGUUUCUCAGAGCUUCGAGUGCACCGGAGUGGACUAUAUAAGGGUGUUUCUCAAAUAA